Nilaparvata lugens (brown planthopper) is the source of this 2449-nucleotide messenger RNA. RefSeq lists its product as uncharacterized. The transcript has 3 exons. NCBI's taxonomy places the organism in Eukaryota, Metazoa, Arthropoda, Insecta, Hemiptera, Delphacidae. The record is from RefSeq and is a predicted model, not a curated record. The coding region runs from base 1199 to 1579 and encodes 126 amino acids.
UUAUCAGCUUUACUCACUGUAGCAAAGAUCAAAGAUAAUCAUUUGUUAUCUGUACAAAUAGAGUUGUAUUUUGGGCUACUUAUAUAACCUCAACGAUUGAAGGUAACGAAUGAAUCUGUAGCAGUAGCUACACCGAGGCACGGAAAACUUUACAACAGUAUUAUGAUGAUGUAUUUGUAUGCAGGUAUCACUUAAAUCUCUUGAAUAUAUCAAGAUAAUUUACGUAGAUCGGACUACAUUUAUUCAAGGAUAAUUCACCUUCUAGCCUCAACAGGGAAAACUUGGAGGUAGAUGAUGUUUUAAGGAAGAUUCUGGUGUUCAUCUUGAACCAAAAUACAACUUACAAUAUAUCCAAUAUCCAUAUCUCUAAACUGGUUUUGUUCAAAACACUCAGCGCAGUUACUUCUUAUUUUCACAAUGGUAGAAACGGGAUACAUGAUAUCAGGGCGUCGUAGAGGGAAACAUAACAUUUUAAUGGAUUUUUCUUGUACUCCAUGUUGAGUUUGUAUCUGUAUUACUCUUUCAGAUGGUAAUCGGAAACAUGAGAAAAUACUUGUGCUGCUAUUUCUAACUAAGAAUCACUUGAGAACUGCUUUGAAAUUCAUGAAAAUAAUCUUAUUUUGAUAAUUGAAGAGCAGUACAUUACUCACAAUUUUUUCUUGAUAUUACUUCAUCAUUAAAAUUCGCAGAAAACAAAUAGAUAACAGGCGAUUGCAUUACAUACCAUUAUCAUUCUGUAUUCUAUCAUUACUGCUAUUACGAUACGAGUAGCAGAGAUAAGUAUGACUUGAAAAUAAUAAUUACAAGAUCUAAUAAUGUCCCAUCUAUUAUGCCCGGCGUAAUUGUGAACAUGAAAAUAAAUUGUAUUAUCCAUGUUGUCAGUCGUUGUAAUGUAGUAUUUGAUGGAUUAUGGUUUUGUCUUUUGUCACAUCACAGAGUUACAUAAACAGUAACGUGAUUAGGCUCUUAUAAAAGCUGCAGGAAAUCUACAGGAAUGCUGCAGGAGAGCUACAGGAGAGCUACAGGAAAGCUGCAAGAAAAGCAUGAAACCACAGCUCGUACAACACACGAUGGGAAGAGAGCAAGGCAGAACAGCGGAAGUUGAAAAUGCAAGGAGAUUCCGCCAGGUGCUGGAGAACCGACAAAGGCUUGCCUCCAGUGCUCCAGUCUGGAUCCUCUGAAACAGAAUGUUUGCCUAAUGAGCAUGUUUUUCACACAUCACUUCUCUAAUAAAAGUUUUUCAGCAGGUAGAACGACCAACGCUACCAACUUGACAGUAGUCAGAGAGCGCGGAUCAGAGGGAAACAGCUGGCUGACGCAACGAAGAGCGAUUGAUUCUGUCGGUUGCUGCAGAGCUGCAGUGGAGUCGGGAUUGGGAUUUGGGAUUGGAACGCGCUCGCGUAAAGAGGAAGUCAGCGAGGCAGAAGUCGGGAAGAGGUCGAUGACCUCUUUACACUGUACGGCAGUAGCAGCCAAUCACACGACGCCGAGCCUGAGCCAAGACCGUCUGGUAUUCUUCCAAGAGCCAUCUUCUUCUCUCGCCAAGCUCACAGUUCACAGCCUCUCUUUGUUCAAUUGAACAGGUACGCACUUAUCUCAAACGAUUCUUCCCUGUUCAGAAGAAGGAGCCGGAUCAGGAAUAAGCUACGAGUGAUCCUAUUUAUAAAGUUGACGAACUGGUCCUACCUGGAAAACUGAACAAAGAUGGAAGCCGUUUCCAGAUGGGUUGCACUGAUCGAUUUGGUUUUUUGCUGCUUUGUAUGCUCCACAGCCGAUCAGGCUACCACUACACUACCAUCUUUUGUUUUUGUUUACCAGUAGCUGUUGCUGUUCGAUCCAGUUCAAUUUUCAAACUUGAUCAGAAUGUUUAUCAUGAACCAAGAAAAUAAAAUUAAUUGUUGUAUAGUUGAGUUGAGCAUGUUAAAGUGUAUUUAUUUAUUUAAAAUGCAAAUGACACUAAUGUAAUAACAUUAGCAGAUUAAAUAAUAAGGUAGUCCUUGUGCUAUUUUUCUUCCAAAUUUAUAGGCGACAAAGUCCAAGAUAAGGUAAGAAUUUCACGUGUACAAUUUUUAUAAAAUGUUAGUCCAAAAUAAACUUGAGAACUUUGAAUCAAGAUGGCUUGAAUUGAAAGAUAAAUUAGAAAUAUUCCACUCGCUUACCACUUGCAACGAAUAAUUUUGAGUUUUUUAAGAAAAUUUGGAAUCAUUGAAGAAACACAAACUUGUGAACACUGAAGUUGAUUAUUAUUUACAGCUUUUGAAAAUUCUCAGUUUUUUAAUUUGUAAGUUUUAUCAUUUCAUAGUUCACUCCUCAACCACAAGCAUUAGCCCAUGUGAGGACAGUGAGUAUGGAAUGUAACAUACAUGCUAAAUUCUAUACACACUGUGUCAGGAGCCUUCUUUAAACUGAUUGUAUAUUUUUGUUAUAUGUUGUUGAGAACGAAGAAGAA